Molecule: messenger RNA, 2790 nt
Organism: Paramisgurnus dabryanus
Lineage: Eukaryota; Metazoa; Chordata; Actinopteri; Cypriniformes; Cobitidae
Gene: mapkapk2b
Product: MAPK activated protein kinase 2b
Biological process (GO): protein phosphorylation
Molecular function (GO): ATP binding; protein kinase activity
Source: RefSeq, a predicted model, not a curated record
AACUUCAAAACAGCCAGCCAGCCAUUUGUUUGAUACAAUUUACGUAUUAAAUUAAAGUUUAAAGUCCAUGUAUUUCCGUCAGACAGUAACAAUUGAUAAGAUUACAGGCUCAUAAGGUUGUUUUAUAUUUCGAGCCAAUUUGACUGUUUGUGAGGUUGUUAAUAAAAUCGUUAUUAUGAGCUGUAGAAAAAAUAAUAGCCUAUGUAUUUUUACUUACGUUUUAGACUUAAUACUAAAAUUAUUUUCGUUUUAAUACACUAACUUAUUUCUUACACACUACUUGACUGGAAACUAUUAUCGCGUUAAAUUAUUAAUUUAUUUAUUGUGUGGUCAGGUGCUUUUCCCCUGAAGAGUUGCGCUAAAGCUCGUGGUGUCAUGUUACUUUAUCAGUUAUAGACCGAAACCAGCUUAUGGGUAAAUAUAUGUUUGUGCAGGCUAUUAACAGACAAAUUUCAUUCUGCCUUCAACCUUCAGAGCAACGCAAAAGUCUGUAAGUAAUUCAACCCAUCCCUGUUAAUUGGAUCCUUUUAAAUUCCGCUAAGCUGCUCUUAGGUCUUUUCUGUUGCACGGGAAGAGAUUAAACACCACCGUUAUGUUAAAUGAUACAGAAUAUAAAAAUGAUUCAGCGAUUUCUGAUGAGAAGAAAGAGAUUGAAGAGUCUGCGCUUAAAGACACAGUAAAGAUAAAGAAGACUGUCAUAACAGAAGAGUAUAAGCUCACUGGACAACUGCUCGGGUUGGGCAUUAACGGCAAAGUCUGGGCGAUUUUACAGAAGAGAAGUGGCGAGAAAUAUGCCUUAAAGAUGCUGCAGGAGACCUCUAAAGCCAGACAAGAAGUAGAGCUUCACUGCAGAGCAUCAGCCUGUCCACGUAUUGUACAAAUUGCAGAUGUCUUUGACAACUUCUACCAAGGGAAAAAGUGUUUACUUCUCAUCAUGGAAUGUUUGGAGGGAGGAGAACUCUUUCGUCGAAUACAGGAACAUGGUGAUGAAGGUUUUACUGAAAGAGAAGCAUCUGAAAUAAUGAGAAAUAUUGGAGAAGCUGUUGAGUUUCUGCAUGGUAUUAACAUUGCACACAGAGACCUCAAGCCAGAGAAUUUGCUGUAUACAUCAAAGACGCCAGAUGCCCAGCUCAAGCUUACAGACUUUGGAUUUGCUAAAGAAACCACAACUAACAAAUGCUUGACCACCCCAUGCUACACACCUUACUACGUGGCCCCAGAGGUGCUUGGUCCAGAGAAAUAUGAUAAGUCAUGUGAUAUGUGGUCAUUAGGAGUCAUCAUGUAUCUGCUAUUGUGUGGAUAUCCGCCUUUCUACUCAAACCACGGCUUGCCGAUCUCCCCAGGAAUGAGGAAUCGGAUUCGGAACGGCCAGUAUAAAUUUUCUGGGCCUGAAUGGUCGGCAGUGUCUGAGGAAGCAAAGCAGCUCAUUCGCCAGUUAUUGAAAACUGAUCCCACAGAGAGAAUGACCAUCAGAGAGUUUAUGAAUCAUUCUUGGAUCAAUAAUUCAAUGAAUGUCCCUCAGACACCUCUACACACAACCCAAGUUCUUAAAGAAGAGAGUCAUGUUUGGGACAAGGUCAAGGAGGAGAUGACUAAUGCAUUGGCAACUAUAAGGGUGGACUAUGAACAAAUUAAGAUCAAAGCGAUCAAAGACUCAUCCAAUCCUCUUCUGUUAAAGAGAAGAAAGAGAAUGACAAUGACAACAAACGAAGCAGAAGAACAGUGACAAACAUAUACAUGACUGACCAUUAAAUGCCAUUUUAAAAAAUCUUUAAGAUCACCGUUUUUGUUUUAAUAUGCGAGAAUAUUUAACCUGUUUGUCUGUUAUUGUUUGCUGUUUAUCAUUUAAGGUCUGCACCAAAGUUAGUUAUACAGCACUGUGUCGAAAUCCUCUGUAAAGAGUGAAGAGAUGUUACCUCAGGAAACAUUAAAGUCUUUCAGGAUUUUUAAAUGCAUAUUUAGUCUAAUCUAUUUAAUGAAUUGAAUAAACUGAGCACUUAAUGACUGGCCAUGUUUUUAGUCGAUUAUAUUUAUUUCUUGAAAUGUUGCUCAGGAAUUACAUUUCUUUUAAAGGGCCAAUAUUAUGCCCAUUUUACAAGAUCUAAUUUAAGUCUAAGGUGUGCUUAUAAUGUGUCUGUGAAGUUUCAGCUCAAAAUACCCCACAGAUCAUUUGUUACAGCACGUAUAGAAUUUCCCUAUUUGGGCGGAAGUAAAAAGCGCCUUUUUAUGCCUGUACCUUUAAAUGCAAAUAAGCUACUGCUUUCAGUUAAAAUAGAUCUGAUUUCUGUGAGUACAGUCUGAGACAAUAGUAACUUUAUCCACAUUAGUGCUGCAACCUGCUAACAAAAAGCUUUUAGGUAAAAUUAACGAGUCAGUCAUUUGCUGUGGGUGGGGCUUCAUCAGUGUGACAUCAUAUUAACAAGAGAGUCAAAACAGCAUGUCCAAUGAGACUGCUUUGAUUUAAUGUGGAUUAAUAAAGGAGAACUGGGUGGAUUUUUUCACAAAUUUAUCUCCAAACACCUUGUAAAAAGUGGAUUUUGCAUAAUAAGGGCCCUUUAAGCAUUGUUGGUUGAUAUGUUUGUAUGGUGUGCUGUGUAUGGAAGCUCACUGCAGUGUGUUGUGAUUGACAGCUAACUGAUCCACCAAUGCCUCAAACAUUACAUCACAAUAAAUUCACCAUUAAAAGUACAUUAGUGAUGUAAUCAGCAAUAACCCAAAGAAAAAGCUGAUGGUUGCACUUUCCCUCAUGAAUGAUCUGAAGGAAAGAAUAAUUGCUUCCAUAUGACUGUU